AUCGACGUCUGCCAUUGGUCGGCAGACGGCAUUCCGACGGCUACCCCCACUACCCCCGAGCAUUGGGAAAUCUGGAACCGCUCUACCACCGGCGCCGAGACAGCUCUCAAUCCCAGUUGUCCGCGUCUCGUCCGUACCGUUUUGUGUUACGGCCAUAUUUCUUUUGUUUUUUUUUUUUGUUUUUGUGUUUAUUUCAUUGUUGUUAUUAUUAUUAUUAUUAUUAUUAUUAUUAUUACUGUUCUGCUAAUAUUAUCAAAUAAUAACCGAUCCCGAUGGGAUCAGGUUUAUUCUAGUAUUUUAGUUUUUGUUUUUCUUCCGUUCCUUAGAAAACGCGGUUCAUGUGAUCGUCGACAUUGCUCCUUUUUUCUCUCCCCAACUGCAUUUCACGUCGUCUUAUUGAAAUUGAAAAUUUGAUUAAUAUUUUAUGUAAAUUAUCUCCGUCGGAUGUUUUUGUACCUACCCCUAUUUUCAAGUCGGUCGUUUUGUGUAUUCUCUCGCGUGGGAAGUUUGUAAUCUAAUCCGAUUGUGUAGAAUCUAUUUUUUUUUCUUGUUAUGCUGCUUAAUUUUUUCUCAAACAAGUCAAAAUAAUUCUUAAAUAUGAAUAGUAUGGAUGAGCAUAAUCGUAUGAUGCAUCCGACUAGUGCGAUGUUAUCUCAACCAUAUGGGAUGUCGUCUGUUGAUCCUAACCAUGGUGCACCUACUCCACCUGAUCAAGAUACACGCAAACAAGAUAUCGGGGAAAUUUUACAACAAAUAAUGAACAUUACGGAUCAGUCCUUGGACGAAGCUCAAGCUAGAAAACAUACAUUAAAUUGUCACCGAAUGAAGCCUUCAUUAUUCAGCGUUUUAUGUGAAAUUAAAGAGAAAACUGUGCUAAGUUUAAGGAAUACACAAGAAGAAGAACCACCAGACCCUCAGUUAAUGAGAUUAGAUAACAUGUUAAUUGCCGAAGGAGUGGCUGGUCCUGAAAAAGGAGGUGGUGCAGGAGCCGCAGCUAGUGCCUCGGCCGCAGCUUCAGGUGGUCCUGGGCAACCAGAUAACGCCAUUGAGCAUUCGGACUAUAGAGCAAAAUUAGCUCAAAUCAGGCAAAUCUAUCAUCAAGAACUCGAAAAAUACGAACAGGCUUGUAAUGAAUUUACUACCCACGUAAUGAAUCUCUUACGAGAACAAUCUAGAACGCGACCGAUCACUCCAAAAGAGAUCGAACGAAUGGUGCAAAUAAUACAUAAGAAAUUCUCUUCUAUACAAAUGCAACUGAAGCAAAGUACUUGUGAAGCAGUCAUGAUACUCAGAUCUAGGUUUUUAGACGCUAGAAGAAAAAGGCGUAAUUUUAGUAAACAAGCUUCUGAAAUACUAAAUGAAUACUUUUAUUCGCAUCUAAGUAAUCCAUACCCUUCCGAAGAAGCAAAAGAAGAGUUAGCUAGAAAAUGUAGCAUCACUGUGUCUCAAGUGUCUAAUUGGUUUGGAAAUAAAAGAAUUCGAUACAAGAAGAAUAUAGGAAAGGCUCAAGAAGAAGCAAAUCUCUAUGCCGCCAAAAAAGCUGCCGGUGCUUCACCCUAUAGUAUGGGUCCUGCUUCACAAGGAACACCAACUCCUUUACUAUCUCCAGCUCCUGGUGGUGGUCCGCAAGACAGCAUGGGUUACAGUCUUAGUUUAAAUGGGGCUGAAUAUAGUUCUCCUAUGUCUGGAUCACAGGUUUGUGCACAAUAUUCUGAUGGAAGUUUAGGAUAUGAUCCAAUGGGACACCAGACAAUGCCUAAAAAUUCUGGAUCACCAUCUACUGGAUGGAACUCCAGUCACGAAUAUCAAUCACAUGGUAUGCAUGAUGAUAGCGAAGACUCGUCAGAUGAUGUCGAUAUAAAACGCCCAAAAAUGUCUUAAGCAUUUUUAUUCUUAAUUACUAAAUUUGUUCAUUUUUUACGUACAUAAAACAAUUGCUUAACUUAAUCUUUAGACCUACGUAAGUGAGAGUAAUCAGCCUUUAUACUUUCUGUAUGUCUACUACAUUAUGUAUGUUUUAAAAAACUCAUCUCACUCUAACUAAUAAAUAUUAUGAAUCUACUGUAAUGACGAAAACGAAAGACUUAGGCCUUUGAAUGGGUGUGUUCUAACUUUAAUACACAUCACAUAUAAGGAAGUGUAUUAUGUAUAAAUAACGUUAACCUAAUAUUUGAGAUUACCAUACUGAAAUUUAGUAGACAGUUUUAUUAUGAAACUAUUUUUAGUAUCUUAUUAUUAUUAUUAUUAUUAUUAUUAUUAUUAUUAUUAUUAUUGUAUAAUUAAAUGAUAAUAUUAACUUGAGCUUUUUGAACGUUAAUCGUUCAUAAUGUAACUUUGGUAUACGUAUAUUGUGCACAUCACCAGAUUAUUAGUAAUUUUUAUAGAAAAAAAUAUGAUAAUAAUAUUGUUGAUUAUGUUUACUCACACAUUUUUUCUACUAUCUGUGAUCUCAAAGGAAAAUCAACACGUGCAUCAAAUUCAAGUACAAUCAUGUCCAGUGUUUAUUUCCUUUUUCACCAAGUAUACGAUAUACACACGGUAAUAUUAUUAUUUUUCAUGAUAUUUAAAAAUACACAUUUUAAAUAUAAAACGAGUUUUGUUAAUAAUUGUUUAAUAAAUAUUGUAUUAAAUAAAUAAGUAGUGUAUUUUUUAAGGCACCAUGACUAGUAACCCUUACAUUUUUAAUGCUUUUUUUUUUAAAAAAUAAAAAUAAACAUAUUACAGUUAAAUGUAUACGAUAUUUGUAAGGUUAUUUAUUGUUGUCUGUGAACUGUGCAUUUUUUCCUCUUUAUUUUUUAUG
Molecule: messenger RNA, 2800 nt
Organism: Sipha flava (yellow sugarcane aphid)
Lineage: Eukaryota; Metazoa; Arthropoda; Insecta; Hemiptera; Aphididae
Gene: exd
Product: homeobox protein extradenticle
Exons: 10
Coding region: 598-1881 (427 amino acids)
Biological process (GO): regulation of transcription by RNA polymerase II; neuron development; embryonic organ development
Cellular component (GO): nucleus
Molecular function (GO): DNA-binding transcription factor activity, RNA polymerase II-specific; RNA polymerase II cis-regulatory region sequence-specific DNA binding
Source: RefSeq, a predicted model, not a curated record